AUGGCAAAUACAAAUUUCAACGUUCCGAGGCGCUCAGGCACUACUAGUUCUGCAAUAACGGCCAAAACGGAGCCGACCGAUGAUGCAUGGUCGGGAUUGACAGAUCCUGUGGAGAGGCGAAGGAGGCAAAAUCGGUUGAACCAGAGAGCGCAUCGUCAGAGGAAACGAAUUCAGAAGCAUCCAUAUACCCAACCGAGUACUACGAUAGUGAAAACAUCACCACAGUCAAGUGACGCCUCUCCACCAGACACAGCAAAGUCUUCAGAUACAACAAAAUCCACAAAAAAUGGCGUGUCUCCAGUGUCCUCAGCAAGCAGCACAUCUACAACGAAACGCUGCCAAGGCAUCCAGAUACUCAGCUACCUCCAAAAAUUCAGCGAAUCCGCAUACCAAAGCUACGUCUUAGGCUGUCCAACAUCCGACCACCUCCUAACCCUCAGCAAAGUGAACGUCUUCCGCGCAUUCGGAGCAAUCAUGGCAUCUAUGGGGAUGAGCUCGGAGCUGGAAUGGAUGCACGACGAUGCAAUAUCACCAUUCAGCACGCUGCGUCCGGGAAUCGCAGAAGAUACUAAUCUCCCGCUUGCGCUUCGCCCGACGAAGCUCCAAAAGUCACUAGCGCAUCAUCCCUGGCUUGAUUUCUUCCCGCUUCCUAAAAUGCGUGACAAUCUGCUUCGCGCGGGGGAGUUUGAUGACGAGGAACUCUGCGUGGAUAUCAUGGGAUUCUGGGAUAUGUCGACGGAUAGCUGCAGUAUGCUUGUCUGGGGCGAACCCACAGACCCGAGCAGCUGGGAGGUGACGGAGGCGUUUCUGAGGAAGUGGCCGUGGAUUGUCCGGGGGUGUCCGGAGUUACUGACGUCGACGAAUCAUUGGCGAAGGAAGAGGGGGGAUGCAGUUAUCUUUCGGUAUAUCUAG
Molecule: messenger RNA, 912 nt
Organism: Aspergillus ruber CBS 135680
Lineage: Eukaryota; Fungi; Ascomycota; Eurotiomycetes; Eurotiales; Aspergillaceae
Product: DUF3425 domain-containing protein
Exons: 2
Coding region: 1-912 (303 amino acids)
Source: RefSeq, a predicted model, not a curated record